UUCUGAUGGUAAUGCAAGCUUUUGAUAUACCGAUUUUACAAUAAAAAUGCAGAAUGGAUUAUGAUUUUAAGCGACAAAAAGCUGCCGAAAGACAAAAAGUAGAGGACUUAUUUGACUUUGAGGGAUGUAAAGUUGGACGAGGGACAUACGGCCAUGUAUAUAAGGCUAAAAGAAAGGAUGGGUCGGAAAGCAAGGAGUAUGCCCUGAAGCAGAUUGAGGGUACAGGAAUAUCUAUGUCAGCAUGUAGAGAAAUUGCUUUGUUGCGCGAGUUAAAGCACCCUAAUGUCAUUAGUCUACAGAAGGUGUUUCUGUCCCAUCAAGACAGAAAGGUCUGGCUCCUCUUUGACUAUGCAGAGCAUGACUUAUGGCACAUCAUUAAGUUCCAUAGAUCUGCAAAGGCCAACAAAAAACAGAUUGAUGUUCCACGGAACAUGGUGAAGUCGCUGUUGUAUCAAAUCCUGGAUGGGAUUCACUACCUCCACGCUAACUGGGUGUUACAUCGAGAUCUGAAACCUGCCAACAUUCUUGUCAUGGGAGAAGGUACAGAGAGAGGGAGAGUAAAGAUAGCUGACAUGGGGUUUGCCCGACUGUUUAACUCCCCUCUGAAGCCCCUGGCUGACCUUGACCCUGUGGUUGUGACCUUCUGGUACAGGGCCCCAGAACUUCUACUUGGUGCUAGACAUUAUACAAAAGCAAUAGAUAUAUGGGCAAUAGGGUGUAUAUUUGCAGAACUUUUAACUUAUGAGCCUAUAUUUCACUGUCGACAGGAAGACAUUAAAACAAGCAACCCUUAUCAUCAUGAUCAACUAGACCGAAUAUUUAAUGUCAUGGGCUUCCCUUUAGAAAAAGACUGGGAAGACAUCAGGAAAAUGCCAGAGCACAGUACAUUAACCAAAGACUUCAAACGGUCAAAUUAUCUAAAUUGCACGUUAGUGAAGUAUAUGGAAAAACAUAAAAUAAAGGCAGAUAGCAGGCAGUUUCACUUGUUACAGAAACUUCUGACAAUGGACCCUACAAAGAGAAUCACAUCAGAUUAUGCAAUGAAGGACCCCUACUUUACGGAAGAACCCCACCCCUCUCAGGAUAUAUUUGAGGGGAAGCCUAUACCCUACCCUAAAAGAGAGUUUCUGACUGAUGAGGACGAUGACAAGGCGGACACAGGAGCCAGUAAGGCCACUGACCAGUCCUCUAACCACACCCAGCCAGCCAAGCGUGUCCGCGUGAUGCCCCCCUCCACCACCAGUACCAGCGCCUCUAUGGUAACUAGUGACUACCAGGGGAACAGCUGGCACUCACACAAGUCUGGUCACAUGCACAAUGUUCAAGGUAGUCAGCAAGGAAUGACCUUCACCUCAGGCGGCCAUCAGACCUCAACAACCUCUACAACGAACUACGGCCAGUCGUCCCGAUUCUGAGAGUCCUGUAGCAAGUCUCAUUCUGAUGAGAAUGUUUAAAAACUUACUCAUUUAUAAGGGUAUUGUGUUCUUAUUGAAAGCAUCUUGGAAAUUAAAAUCAGCUACCAGUAUUCUGUUCUCAGUUUCCCCGUAGUGACUUUCAGCUUGUUUUAGUGACCUUCACUUUGCUAAGUUAAACGCUGACUAAAGGUCAGAUGUGUGUUAAAAUGGAUGUGUAAGUUCAGUGAAUGUAUGUGUAAUAACUCAGUGAGUGUGUAUAUGUAGUUGUCAGUGGUUUCAAGUCCAUUGUAUUUUAAAUCAUGUGGUACUCCUAUUGAAUAUGCAUCUGGGCAAUUCAUAAAGUCAUUCAAAUAGAGGGCAAACUCUGCAUUUUUGUCAAAUCUGAUCGUAACAUAAUAAAAUAUUUAAUGUAA
Molecule: messenger RNA, 1828 nt
Organism: Magallana angulata
Lineage: Eukaryota; Metazoa; Mollusca; Bivalvia; Ostreida; Ostreidae
Product: cyclin-dependent kinase 8-like
Exons: 14
Coding region: 54-1415 (453 amino acids)
Biological process (GO): protein phosphorylation
Cellular component (GO): nucleus; mediator complex
Molecular function (GO): cyclin-dependent protein serine/threonine kinase activity; RNA polymerase II CTD heptapeptide repeat kinase activity; ATP binding
Source: RefSeq, a predicted model, not a curated record